AAAGUGGGGUAUGUAAUAUGUAUAUACGAGUAUAGAGAGCCGCGCGGUGUUUCACGGCUGGAAAACACACACACACACCGGACACCGCACGGCCACGGCAUACUUACCUCCGCUCUUUUUUCGACGGGGGACACGCACAAUGAAAAGCCUCGAUUUAGCUAGACUCGCGUGCGCUGUGCCAGACUGUGUGGAAAAUCAAAUCGCGGGCACGACGAGUUUUGCCGCUCUAACAGCGCACAGUAAAUUUUUUUCAAAUGACAUGCGCUGUUUAUCCAUCGCUCGCUAUUCUCGCAGAUAUUCAAAAAUGGCUCGCUCACGGCUACAAACUUAACGCUGAGAAAUUGGGAAAAGCAGAGACAAUCGUAAAAAAUAAGUAUUCGACUUAUAUAUACCAGAGCCAAUUUCUGCCUUAUCAUCAGCCCUCGCGAUGCUCGCGGGUUGGCUAGCCUGAUGAGGCUCAUCUCGUCUCUCCCCGGACUCCGAAUGCGAAUUUCUGGAUGUGCGCGGAUGUUCACCGGAAAAACGGCCAAGUCAUUUUCAGUUUAACACGAUAGCUUGAAGGUAGAGUCUUUUGUUGACGAUGGCGCGCUACGACCGAGCUAUCACGGUAUUCUCUCCGGACGGCCAUCUGCUCCAGGUCGAGUAUGCCCAGGAAGCCGUGAGGAAGGGAUCUACAGCGGUGGGCGUUCGUGGAUCGGACGUUGUAGUUCUCGGCGUUGAGAAGAAGUCCGUAGCUAAGCUCCAGGAAGAACGCACUGUGCGCAAAAUAUGCCUGCUGGACGAUCAUGUCGUUAUGGCAUUCGCUGGCCUCACAGCCGAUGCAAGAGUAUUGAUCAACAGAGCACAAAUUGAAUGUCAAAGUCACAAACUGACGGUGGAAGAUCCCGUUACUUUAGAGUACAUUACGAGGUUUAUGGCAAGUUUGAAACAAAAGUAUACGCAAAGUAACGGAAGAAGACCUUUUGGAAUUUCUUGUCUCUUAGCUGGCUUUGAUUAUGACGGUGUACCACACUUGUAUCAGACAGAACCAUCUGGUAUUUACUACGAGUGGAAGGCCAACGCUACUGGUCGCAAUGCCAAAACAGUCAAAGAAUUUUUGGAGAAAUAUUACACUCCUGAAGAAGUCUCUACCGACAAGGGCACAAUCAAAUUGGCAAUUAGAGCACUUCUUGAAGUUGUCCAGUCAGGACAAAAAAAUUUGGAAAUCGCAGUCAUGCGCAGGGGACAACCCAUGCAAAUGCUCGAUUCUGACACAAUUGGAGACUAUGUUAAUGAAAUUGAAAAGGAAAAGGAGGCUGAAGCAGAAAAGAAGAAACAGAAAAAGUGAUCAGAUUUUUGUUAAUCGCGCGGUAUAAUCAUAGAUUUUUAAUUUUCACUAAAGCUAUUAUAUGAGGGAUGAGUGAAGGUGUUUACAACUGUGAGACUUAAUACUUUUACUUUGCAUCAUUGUGAAAUGUGUGAACAUGCCUGCCGUUACUGAUGCAAGCGUGAAAGUAAUUUUUUCUAUUACAAAAUAAACAAAAAUGCCUCAACUUACAUUUUAUAAAUAAAAAAUGUCCUCUUUUCACCUUGGAGUAACAAAUAAAAAUCGUUGACACACACAUA
This is a messenger RNA of Nasonia vitripennis (jewel wasp), 1605 nucleotides long. RefSeq names its product proteasome subunit alpha type-7-1 (gene Prosalpha4). Gene Ontology annotation, cellular component: proteasome core complex; proteasome core complex, alpha-subunit complex; nucleus. The coding region runs from base 581 to 1327 and encodes 248 amino acids. The transcript is spliced from 5 exons. Gene Ontology annotation, biological process: ubiquitin-dependent protein catabolic process. Lineage: Eukaryota; Metazoa; Arthropoda; Insecta; Hymenoptera; Pteromalidae. The record is from RefSeq and is a predicted model, not a curated record.